AAACAAAAACAUAAUUUAAAUAUGGAAAAGGAAUGUAAGUCAGAUAUGGAAAAUGAAAGUGAACAGUCUUUUGAAGAGAUGGCAAGUUCUAAAGAGGAAGAAAUUCCAUUAAUUUGCGCAAAGACAUUUUAUCCGACAAAUACAAUGACUGAAGCAUUAAAUGAAUGGUUAGACCAUAAGAUUAUUAUUUGGGGUACGCCGAUAACUGAAAUUCUUGAACAUGGCAAUUUAUGCAUUAAAGUUGCUCAGGCAACUGGGAUCUUUUCUGUUCUUUUGUUAGGAUUACCAAAGAGUGGAAAAACAACGCUUGCCGCACAAAUUGCAAAGAAUUCAAAUUUCCCAUUUGUUAAAGUUAUUACACCUGAAGACAUAAUCAGUCUUGAUGAAUUUGACAAUGAAUCUGCAAUAUGUCGUUUUAUACGGAAGGUGUUCGACGAAGCAUAUUGUUCGAUGUUCAGCUGCAUUUUAAUUGAUAAUAUUGAACGUCUACUGAGUUACUGUCCAAUUAAAUCAAAGUAUUCUAUUCUGAUAUUACAAACACUUUUGGUGUUAUUAGAGAAAUCGCCACCGCCUGGUCAUCAACUAUUGAUUUUGUGCACUUCUAGUUGCCAACAAUUUUUAAACAAUGUGGAAUUAAUUUUAACAUUUAAUACCGUUCUUUAUGUGCCUAAUUUAUCAACCAUUGAUCAUAUGUUAAACGUGUUGGAUGAAGUUAAUCUCUUUUCAAAACAUAAAAUGGUUUCCUUUCGAGCAAAGCUUCAAGGAAAACAACGAAUAUUCAUUGGUAUUAAGAAAUUACUUCGCCUAAUAGACAUAGUACGUCAAGUGGAACCAAGUGACAGAGUCGAAGAAUUUUUUACAAAACUGGUGGAAGAAGGCGGUCUACAGUAA
This is a messenger RNA of Atta colombica, 891 nucleotides long. Its product is annotated as vesicle-fusing ATPase 1-like. Gene Ontology annotation, molecular function: ATP binding; ATP hydrolysis activity. Gene Ontology annotation, biological process: intra-Golgi vesicle-mediated transport; Golgi to plasma membrane protein transport; SNARE complex disassembly. The annotation marks the transcript as partial. NCBI's taxonomy places the organism in Eukaryota, Metazoa, Arthropoda, Insecta, Hymenoptera, Formicidae. The record is from RefSeq and is a predicted model, not a curated record. The transcript is spliced from 6 exons. Gene Ontology annotation, cellular component: Golgi stack.